Molecule: messenger RNA, 4629 nt
Organism: Maylandia zebra (zebra mbuna)
Lineage: Eukaryota; Metazoa; Chordata; Actinopteri; Cichliformes; Cichlidae
Gene: rassf10a
Product: Ras association domain family member 10a
Biological process (GO): signal transduction
Source: RefSeq, a predicted model, not a curated record
CCUGACGCAAGGACGCACUCCUCAUCUCCUCUCCGGAGCAGCGCGCAGGGCUCAGAUCGAUAUGCCGGGGAGAGAGCCAUGAGGUCCCAGCAGACUGCCCCAAAACAGACCACGGAGUUGCAGCAGACGAAGGCAGCAGAGAGGAUUCAGUGAGGGAACUUUUCUUUCUUUCUUUCUUGGAGUUCAGCCGGAGAUGGAGCCGGAGGAGGGAAAGAUCUCGGUAUGGGUCUGCCGGGAGGAGAAGCUGGUCUCGGGGCUGACUAAGCGAACCACCUGCGCCGACGUGGUCAAAGUCCUGCUUGAAGAUCAGAACCUGCAGCAGGGCGCCUCGGCAGCGAUGCUGUCUGGCUCUCCUCAGUCCUACUGCGUGGUGGAGAAAUGGAGAGGCUUCGAGAGGAUUUUACCCAACAAGACCAAAAUCCUUCGGCUGUGGAGCGCCUGGGGAGACGAGCAAGAGAAUGUUCGCUUUGUCCUGGUGAAAAACGAGGCUUCGCUGCCCAACAACGGGCCCCGCAGCGCCGAGGCCCGAGUCGUCCAGAGCCGGGAGAGUGGUGGUCCGGGCGGCUUGCUCAAGGGUACCGCCCGGACCUGCUGGACCGCAGCGGCCGCCGCGGCCAACCUGUCCCAGGAGAAACAGCGGCGCAUCGUCAGGAAGGCCUUCAGAAAGUUGGACAAAAUGAACAAAAAGAAGGAGCAGACUGUUUCUAAAGAUAAAAGCUCGGUGGAAAAGAUGGAGACGUUGGUCCACUUGGUGAUUUCUCAGGACCACACCAUCCGCCAGCAGAUCCAGAGGAUCAAGGACCUGGACCGGGAGAUCGAGCGCUACGAGGCCAAAGUGCACUUCGACCGCAUUAAGAGACACGGGGUGAACUACGUGCAGGACACUUACCUCGUAGAUUCCACUUCAGGGGCUCCUGCCCUUUCGGAUUGUAAGCGCAAAGCGGAGCGUCAGGACGCGCGGUGCACGUCGGAGACGCUUGCGCAGUUUGAGGAAUACGCGCGCCGGUGCGAGGAGGUGGUGAGGCUGCAGGAGGAGCUGACGGAACGCGAGGCGCUCGUGGAGAGCAUCACCGGGGAGAUCCAGGAGGAGCUGAAUCGGCGGUGGAUGAAGCGUCGGCGGGAGGAGAGAGGCGCAGAAGCAGCACAGGACACGGACAGUGUUUCGGAGGAGAUGUGUCUCACUGUGUCCGCCCCUCCAGCUGUGGAACCAGAUGUUGAGAGUUUGUCUGAAAAUGAGCUCGUACUGGAAGAGGAAAGGAUCAAAACGCAGCUGGACACCAGCCUUUACAUCGGCCUGAGACUGAAGACAGAUCUGGACGCCAUCAGGGGGGACUUGGACCUGAGUCUGGCACUCUGGGAAACCAAGGAGAGUGAACUGCUGGACCUGCUGGCCAAAGUGGAAACCAUGGAGAUAGAGCAAGCAAACAACACACUGACCGAUGAUGGAAAGGGGGAGCUGGGUGCAGUGAGCGCUGAUGCAGAACCAGCAUCAGGGGAGAAGAGCGGCGGUUGGGUGGAACAGGCCCGAGGUCUUUCCAAAGCCUGCAACACAAACGAUGAGGACUCGGACACGGGGCUGAGCUCCAUGCACAGCCAGGACUCUGACAACACACCUGUGUGCGAGUCACUCGUAUAGACUCACUUUGCUUGGAAGCAUGUUGGACUUUUAUGCAAUGCCAUAAACUCAGGGGCAGAGAAAUCAGUGUUGGCAAUACUGGGAGAUGUUCUCCCCUACCCAAAAUGCACCUCUGUAUGGAUGAUGUAGUUCUAUAGCAAUAAUUCUGACAUGUAGUCAUGCACAAUAAGCUAGAAAGGACAGCAUGCUUAUAGAGAGAGAUGCCAUGCUGCUCUAUAGCUGACCUUUGACCUGUAAGAGGAAGGUCAACAAAGCACCACUUGUUAGGCGAAAUAACCUAGAAGAGUAUUAUAACAAGCCUCUUAAAAUCUGUAGUCCUCAAAUUAACUUUAAGGCGUCAUUGAUGGAAGGAUGGCUCAGAGGUAACAGCUCGCUUUUGUCAGGGAGUCCAACAACUCGCUGAAGCGACUGAAAGACACGGCUAAGUGUUGUUAUGCUGAAAGUAGGUCUAAUGGCCAUGCAAAGUUUCCUUUAAAAGGCCAACAUGAAAUGUAUCUUAAUGCACAGUAAAGACUAGUCAGCUAUCCACUACUAUACAGAUAGAUGAGUCAGCUAAGAACAUGUUACAGCUCUUUCAGUCUCCAAAAAAGUAAAUGUGGAAUCAGUUCAUUGCUUCCUUUUCAAAAUAAGACUGGAAACUAUAAGCGCUGACUAUUAUUACCCAGAACUGCCUAAUAUUCUGAAUGAUAUCAGGGUUUGGAGCAAUUAUACCGUAAAGUUUAUGAACGUAUACUGAUCCCUGAUCUAGUCGGCUAAGCAGAGCUGAUAGAUUGCUCGAUAUUGUCCUGUCAUACAGUAUAGCGUGUCUCUUAAGCACAAGAAGUCAUACGUAUUUAACCAUACUGCUGAACUCUCACAUUCUAGACUUAAAAAGAAAAAAAUGAACUAUUUGAUUCUUGUGGUUUUUGAUUGCUGUGAGCUUGUGACCCUUUAAACCGAUGCAAAGUCAACAUCAUGCAUUAUAUAUUUCCAUGAGCUCUUAGCGUUUCAAGUAAGCAAAGCCAGAGAAGGCCAAGUGUUAUGUCAUGAAUAGCCCUGAACAAGCACCAGGUUUCCAAACAUUUUUUUUUUUAAGUUGAUUUAUCUAUUUGAUUAUUAGGUUGAGUUAACAGCAAGAAAAAAAGUGCCAUCUUUCUAACGAAACAGCUAUGGAAAAAGGGGGAACUCCAGCAAUGUAGUAACAGAUUAGGGGAAUCACAGGAAACGGACUGAAAAACAAACAGAAACAGCAGAGGCUCCUGUUUCUCAAACAGAUCCCAAACCUCUGAAUCUUCAGGAUUUCCUAAAAUACAACUGGAUAUGAUCUCUAAUUAGACCCUCCUGCCCCCUCGAUGCCCACAGCUUUUAAAUCUUAGACCAGACCAUAUGUUAGAUAAACAUGAGAUAAGCUAGGUGUUGUCAUGAGGAGUGACAGAAACAGAAAACAUCAGCAAUUUAUUUACAUCAGCUGGGGAUUGCGCCUCCUGAUGAGUACUUUGAAUUUGGUUAGCGAAACUGACAGAGUGCUCCUUUAAAUCUGGGUCUGGAUUAUUGUAAUGGAACAUCGGUUUGCUGCUCUGAGCAGUGUUGUUAACAUGAAAAGCUUCUUACUCAAGCAUAAUCAAUGUGAACAGACAAGAAAAGCCAGAUGUUUAUAUCAAAGUUUAAGUCGAGGAAUUACUUCCCCUAUCAGACGCCACAUGCAUUUGUGUAACAAACUGAAACAGCAGGUUUACAUGUGUGAACCUGCACGUUAGUUAUUUACAUUAUGGUGGAUAUGUUUUUUGCCCAAUCAGCAAAAUACCCCCCCCCCCCAAAAAAAAACCAAAACAAAAAACCCCCCACAAGAGAAACGUAGGCCACAUUCCACACAUUUCCAUAAAUGAGAUUUAAUCUUGAACUUGUUUUUAUUUCCAGUUUAAAUAGGCAUGACAACAUCCCACUUAUUUACAGAAACAGAUUAGAAAACUGUCUAAUCUAAACCUUUACAUGCUGGCGGACCUCUUUGAAUAACACCUGUGAGGCUUUAAGAUGCUUUUUGGGAGAUUCAGCACCCCAAAAUUUAGCAGUCCCUCCGUAGCCGACCACUGGACUAUUUUAAGACUCUCUUCAUCUUUUUUCUGGAAAUAUUUGCUCCAAAGCAGUGUUAGCUGUGCUGCCUGGUAUGCUACUCUAACAUCUGCAAGGCAGGGGUGCCUCCAGAAUUUUUGCAUAGGGGUGGCCAAAUGGGGGCCACUAAAAAUAUUGGGGUGGCACACCAAAAACUGAAUUUCCAGUUUCAUUAUGCUGUUGUUAAAUACAUGUUACUUCAAAAAUAUUUCCAAAAAAGAGAGACAGAAAACAAUGAUAUGCCUAGAUAAUUUCCUGCUAUUAAAGUUGACAUCACUGAAAAUAGAUACAUGAAAACCACAUCAGAUUUUGACAUCCAUAAUAAUCUGUUUAAAGCUGGAAUAAAUAACAAUUUAAUGUUUUAAGUUGUUUUGGGGUUGUCUUCCUCUCACUUGUGCUCACAUUUAUUAGAAUUAUUACCAAAAUAGGACAGUCUUGCCAGGGGUGCCACUGCGGAGGCCCCCUUGGUGGCGCCCCUGCUGCAAGGGGAGGGGUCAGAAACAGAAGCUAAUAUAUAUAUAUAUCAUUAUUAUUUUAAGAUCGUCCUUCAAAUAAAUCAUUUACCCUGUGUUAUGUCAGCACUGUGUGAUUUCAGAUCUUGACUCUGUCUACCUGUAAAUGGUGAAAAGUAACAUGUUUAUGACAGAUAGCUGAUAAUACUGUGUCUGUGGAGUUAGCUGUGAUGUGUCUCCUCACACCAAAAUGACCAGCGUGUAGCUCAUUUAUGUCGCUUGAUCAGGAACAGUUUGGGUUUCUUAGUUUGGGACAUUCAGCCUGCUUUUUCUAGAUAGACGGCUCUAGAUUAGCAACUGUGAGGCUACAGCAACAGAAGUCACAUGACGCCAGUCAGCACAAUAUUACACAUGACUGUUAGUGUUGAAAUAAAUGGGGGAAAAAAAAACCUG